AUGGCUCAAGAAACACAGUCGAAUCAGGCCCAUGGAGCUAUUGAUCUUCAGAAAUCCCAGUUGCGACACUCGACGACUGUAGGGCUAAUCAGUUCGUGGCAUACGAAUUCUGAGGAACCGCAAACACUUCAACAAGUUUCAUACUCGCCAAACAAACUGCCUGUGGGUUCGAACGUUUGCUCAACUCAGGUGGCACUCGAAUACGCACUUGAAUCCCCCAGAUCUCAGGCGACUUUGUGUGUCAGGCUCCGCUACGUCCGUCGUAUGUAG
This is a messenger RNA of Opisthorchis viverrini, 270 nucleotides long. RefSeq lists its product as hypothetical. Lineage: Eukaryota; Metazoa; Platyhelminthes; Trematoda; Opisthorchiida; Opisthorchiidae. The transcript has a single exon. The coding region runs from base 1 to 270 and encodes 89 amino acids. The record is from RefSeq and is a predicted model, not a curated record.